Anopheles merus is the source of this 5381-nucleotide messenger RNA. RefSeq names its product protein Wnt-5 (gene Wnt5). Lineage: Eukaryota; Metazoa; Arthropoda; Insecta; Diptera; Culicidae. The transcript is spliced from 9 exons. The record is from RefSeq and is a predicted model, not a curated record. Gene Ontology annotation, cellular component: extracellular region. The coding region runs from base 1184 to 4519 and encodes 1111 amino acids. Gene Ontology annotation, molecular function: frizzled binding; cytokine activity. Gene Ontology annotation, biological process: canonical Wnt signaling pathway; neuron differentiation; multicellular organism development.
AGCUCGAGAUGCUGCGUACGCUCAGAGCAGUACAUUCCGCCUGGGUGAGAUCUGUUGGUGCUGCUGUAUUCCGUGCCGAGUUGUAAACAGCAAGCCACAAGCUUCUCACAUUAGAUCGGUCCGUCCGUCGGGCUUCGACAGGAGCUAAAUAACAAAGAAACUAAUUAAACUGUCAUUGGAAGUGGCGAUGACGCGAUAUAAUAUAGAACUGGAAAGUAAAUAUACUGUAACCAGCAGUGUUUUGGUGCUCGCCUUUUGAGAAACGUUUGACACGUUUUACAUUUUUGCUUGUGAUUGUUCCAGGAGAAAUGACGAAGGGAAAUAAAAGUAAUGUGGUUUUGAAGUGGUGAAGAGAAUUGGGAUAAAACUGACCGGUGGAAGUUAAACACGAAACAGCUAGGAGGCCGAUAGGAAUCAGGUCCACUAAACCUGCCAUCUAAAAUUGUACAGAAAUUACGAUCGCGUAUCGCGCAUCCAGCCUCUGUGGUAAAUAAAGGUACAAGUAAGAAGAAGGAUAAAAUAGCUGGCGAAACCUACACUCCUGCUGCACGCAAAGCGCGAUAGCAUUACGCAGCGCUUGAAAAGGCAUCAUUGCACUAGCUGUUGUGUGUUAAACUCGUUUCUUUGCACGACGCAAUCAAUGCCACAACUUCAAGCAAUUUAAAUUAUGUAUAAAACCAAGCAUGUUAAGCGGGUAGGUUUACCACAACGAGAAAUUUCAAUGUACAUGAUUAAAUUAAUCUGUGGCAAACAUGAUGUGUUAAAAAACCAAAUAUGAGUGUAUGUUCUCAAAAGUGUAUGCUGUUUAUCUAAAAUCAUCUACAACGAAUACGGUACUACUGCUUUUUCACCGAUAACAACACCGACAACAUUAUUCGUACAUUUCGGAUGAUGUUUACAUUUUCUUAAAUCGACAUAAGAGAAAAGUGUUUGUAUUUGAAAUACCAAUCAAAAUACCUGAUUGAAUGAAAGUGUUAAAUUUAUAAAACCCACUUGUAUGUGGCAAUAGUGUAUGUUUUGUAGAAGUGCUGAGAAAGUGAAACCAAUACCAACGAAACAGGUUAUUGUUUAUAUAUAUUUAUUAAACCCCCUUAACGGGUGUUAGUGUUUUGCGAAACAAGCUGCUAUGCAAGUGUGUUUAAUGUGUCACAUAAGAAGUGUCAAGUAACUAAACUAAUGCGUGAUGUUUAAGAAAAGAAAAUCAACUUCCAUAACAAGCGCUACGAUGGCCGUCAACACACAAAAUAGUCACAGUUGGAUUAUUUUGCUAUGGAUUGUUACAUUCAUUCUGAGUACGUGUAGUAGCAACAAUGUGUUGGGCGUUGCAGUAGGACAAGGAAUUCCAACAUGGAUAUCCUUAGGCAUAAAAUCUCCUUUCAUUGUAUUCCGAAUGGAGCAUGAGGUGUUGUCAAACAAUAGCGUAAUGCUAAAUCUUACCGACAUCAGGAACAAAUUGAAAUCCGUUCAAAACCUCGACCACUUCAUCAGACCUGUCGACGGAAAUGAUGACGGAAAAAUCACGAGAAAAGAUCCGUUAUCAAACAAGGGUUUAACGGGUGGAAAGUUAAGCAGUAAUUCACCCUUAGCUUCGUCACCAGUAUUCGGUACCGAGAGUGCUUUCAGUACUGGAAAUAUUUCGAUAACGUUCCUUACCACAGUGGCUCCGCCUUUUAUAAACUACUUUGAGAAAAGUGUCAAUGAUGAUAAGGAGCAUGAUGUGCGAUCCGUACUGACUGUGAGGAGUAAACCUUCGUCCUCAAAUGUAGUAGAUGCGGGGGAUCAUAUGAUAUCUGACGACGAUGGAAGGAAUGGCAAAAAAGACCGCAAGUAUAUCAUUCCACUGGCAUUGAAAACAUCCACACACGAAAAAGAAAAAACAUCUUCGGUAUUUCAUGGCUCAUCAACGAAUAUCGACGACCUAAAACGUCAUAUUUUGAUGUUACAAAAUCUGACCCAAUCCGAUAAAAACUUUCAAAGCAAAUUUGUAGUAUUUCCCUCGCUGCAGAAGAACGAAACCGAACGAGUCAGGCUGGUUGCCCCGACUACAGCUCCUGCAACGGCUUCACCGCGUCAUUUGUUCAUAGCAGCAGGAUCCGCUAUAAAGGACUCAAAUGAAUACCGAAUGUUUGCUUCUCCAAACCGUGGUAAAAGUUCGAAAGCGGAUACAAAUAUCACAAACAAUCGAUCGGUGGUGCGGUCACAGAUCUCUGCUUCGAUCAAUAUGCCAAAGAAAGCAUUCCCGGACUCGCACGACAUAUUGUCUGACAGAAAAGAGGAAGGACCGGUACCGUUAAAAACAGAAAAAAUUACUAUAGUACCGCAAGUCUUUGUGCAGAACGAUCAAAGAAGUGAAACAGUCAGCGAUAAGGAGGUAACCAUGAACGAACCCUCCGGGCAGGUUAUUGCUGAUAGUAUCAAAAUGUUGGGUACAUAUCAGUUUGAAAAUUCUACAACAUUUUCUAAGAUGCACGAGACGUUGGAAAAAAGCGUAGCCAGAAAGUUUGGUCAUAAAUCAAUGGCAUCUACUAAAAGUACGACAACAAGCAUAAAUGGUAGAAACAUUCAAACUGGUCCUACCACUCCACAAAUGAAAAGCAGUAGUAUUACGAUUAAAAGAAAAGGAUUCCCAGUCACUGCGGGAUCUGUUGCGAUCGAAAGGCAGCGAUGGGACAUGAAUGGAUCGAAGUUAAAUUAUACACCAUUGCCCUCGGUAGCUACAACGUUAAAAGACGAAGGCAAAGACAUAAAGCAACGUAAAAAUGGUAAGCGGCGACGUGGAAAGCAAACCAUCAGACUCAAUGGGGCAAACGAACAGUCGAAAACGGUAAUAUUGAACGACGACGCUACGGUAUUACAAAUUGAUGGUAUCGAGCGUAGCACCAUUGACGCCACUCGACAGGAGAUGGCCGAUGUAAGACCUACGAAGCCUGGACGUUCCUCCGGAAGCCGGAAGAGAUCUCCGUCUUCCCGAGUGCGACGCAAUGAUAAUGAUGCAGGUGGUGGUGGAAUGCGACAGGGAUCCUACAAACAGCAAAAAUACGCAGCGACUGGACGUUUACCCGUGUCGACGAGCAGGGAAGGACGUAUUGAAAAAAUAAUGGUGGCAGCAGGUUCUUUGGAACUGUUUGGUGCCACAACGGAGCAACUCACGGGUGAAGGAUCCAUUGAAAACAACAAUAGAAGUCACAAUUACCGUAAUAGGACUUUAUCGGCCGAUGGCAAUGAGAAAGAUGUUGUGGAUUUAAAUCCUGAUCUAUGUUACACACUCAGUGCGCUAAGUGGCGGACAACAGAAGCUGUGUGCUCAGCACACGAGCAUUAUGCCUGCAAUCAGUAGAGGAGCUCGUGCGGCCAUACAGGAAUGCAAGCAUCAGUUCCGGAAUCGAAGAUGGAAUUGCAGUAUAGUUAAUGAUGAUACCGUGUUCGGGCCAGUAUCAAAUAUAGGAUCCCCAGAGAUGGCUUUCAUCUACGCAAUGGCUGCGGCUGGAGCGUCCAGUUUUAUUGCUCGGGCAUGCCGCGACGGGCAACUGGCUUCUUGUGGAUGCUCCCGAAGUAGUCGACCAUCUAAGCUUAACGAAGACUGGACCUGGGGUGGCUGCGGAGACGAUAUGGAAUAUGGCUACAAAUUUACACAAACGUUCAUCGACAUCCGUGAAAAGGAAAAAAAGCGAGGCACGCGUGGCUUGGUAUCAAUUCCUGCCAAAUAUCCGAAAAUAAUCGAACGUCUCUUACAUGCCUUGAACGACUCAACCAAAUCUGGGGUAAUGCUGAAUGAGACGGACACGAUACUUCGACCGGAGGAUCUAGAAAAGUUACAGGAUAAAAUAGCAAAGGAGAUCGCCAACUCAAACCUUAAUCCGAAGGAAAUAACCGACCUACAGGAACGGAUUAACAAGGAAAUCACCAACUCCGAGGUAUUCAACCUGAAAAACGUCAACAUUUAUGAUAAAUUGAAAAAGAUAUUCAGAAAACCAGAGAAAACGCUCAAUGGUGUACAGUUUAGUGCGUCGGCCAAGGCACGAGCGCUGAUGAAUUUGCAUAAUAAUGAAGCUGGUCGUAGGGCCGUCAUAAAAAAAUCACGCAUUAUCUGUAAAUGCCAUGGAGUUUCGGGUUCGUGCAGUUUAAUUACAUGUUGGCAGCAGUUGACAUCCAUUAGAGAGAUUGGCGACUUCUUGCGAGAAAAAUACGACGAAGCAACGCAGGUUAAGAUGAACAAACGUGGUCGAUUACAGGUAAAAGAUCCACGGUAUAAAAUACCUUCUGCUUUAGACCUUAUCUAUCUAGAUGAGAGUCCAGACUGGUGUCGGGCGAAUCGACAACUCAUGUGGCAAGGAACGCAUGGUCGGGUGUGUAGCAAGACUUCCUCUGGGCUGGACGGGUGUUCAAUACUUUGCUGCGGUAGAGGAUACAACACAAAGAAGAUCAUCGUGAAAGAACGAUGUAAUUGUAAAUUUCAAUGGUGCUGCCAGGUGAAAUGUGAGAUCUGUACAAGAACUAUCGAGGAGUACACGUGUAAAUAAUACAAAAUAUGUACGAAUAAUCAGAAUGCGCUGAAGCAUUUUUCGUGACGCGAUUUACAGGAACGGAGCAUUUGCGACAAAAGAAUAUUCGUUAUUCAGCUAUGUAGAUUCUGCUCUCUCUGUUUUUAUCGAAUAACUCCAUAACGAACAGAUUAUCGACACACAAUCAAGGCAUAAUGUCUUAGACUGACCACACGAAUACCAACGACGUUACUUGUUUUCGAAUCAUUCCGCUAGACAUGUUAUAAAUUCAUUUUUAAAUGACUUUAUGCAACAUGCCCAUGUCUUGUCUCAUUCUGUAAAGCUUUAGGUACCCAAUAGUAAGCUGUAAAUAUCAGCUUUUUCUGUGCGUGUUAAGAACAUCUCUAAUCAAACAAGAAAGCAGUAUUAUUAUAUGCAGUUUUACUUAAUGCAUUAAUUUAGUAUUCAUGCUCAUAUAUUUGAUAAAACUGCUAUAGAUAUUAUGGAUAUAACAAAUAAUUCAUGUAAAACGUCGGCCCAUACAUGGAAGGUUGGGAUAAUCUUAUUUUAUUCCAUAUUUCGUCAACAGCAUGUAAAGGAUCCCAUUGUAGAUAUUGAAGUGUUGCUAGCAAAGAUGAAAAUGAGCACAGUUAAUCUAGCUUUUUAACAUAUAUAGUCAUAUAGUCACAGAUUUUGUACAACGCGUAAAUUUUAAAACUAGACGAAUGUUUUUCUCUUGUGAAUAGGAAGUAUCUGUUCUAAACUUCACAUUUUUUCAGAAUUUGGUAGCUAAAACAUAAAUAAAAUGUAUACAUGAAUAGACGAAAGGCUAAAAUGCAUUUUGAGUGAUAUAACCUUAGGAGCACUUUUGACGAAUUAUUAUUUUUAUUAUUAUUAUUAU